CUAUAUACAGUAGCCAGGUCAGGUUGUGCCGCCGGCCCAGUGCAGUACAGUUAGUACCUACCUAGGCAGCUCACCAAUUUACCUACCUACCUAGGUACCCUAGGCACAACGCUGUGCAGCUCAGCACAGACUUCAGAGCGCUCUCCCUCCACUCGCUGUCUCCUCCCUCAUCUCUUUGGCCCGCCCCUCCGUUGCUUCUGCUCCUCGCCCACAUCCACAUCCACAUUCACGACCAAACCAAAGCAGACCAGUCUACCUCCACCACAACCACCAUUACCACCCGACCAUUAUUCUUCAGCCUUGGACGCCUGCCCGCCUCCUAACAUCAUUCAGCCCUCCGCCGUCCUGCCUUCGAUAUCCCUUCCUGCCGCCGGACAGGAUAAUUUUGGACGACGUCUAUAGAUCACGGCGGCAUAUCUUGGUAGACCCCACUGCGGCGCCGACAAAAGACAAUAUCCAGAAACGACACCACCGCCCAUCCACCCACCACCUUACCUAACCUUACGCCAUCCAACACCCACCGCAACACCAGACCAGACGUGUGCCGUUGUAGCUUCCAUCAUCCAUCCAUCUCCCUUCGUGUUGGCUCGGCUCGUCAACAUCAACUACUUCCGCUGUUUCCAAGUUCUCGGCUCCGAUUAAUCCUCACCUCCGCCUUGGCCCCGCCAUUCGAAUCCACAGCUAUCGAUUCUGACCUUUGCCUCCCUCGAUCAACAACCACAACCCCUCCUAACCCCCGCCCUCGCCGCUCACCAAGAUGGUUGAUAGCGAGACAAAUUCGCCCACGUGGAAGUUCACGCAGUGUUUUGGUGACAAGGGCGAUGUUGAGGACAUCACCGAAGCUGAUAUCAUCUCGACGGUUGAGUUCGACCAUACCGGAAACUAUCUCGCUACUGGCGACAAGGGAGGUAGAGUAGUGCUCUUCGAACGAAACGAGACGAAAAAAACCUGCGAGUACAAGUUUCACACCGAGUUUCAGUCGCAUGAGCCCGAAUUCGACUAUUUGAAGUCCCUUGAGAUCGAGGAGAAGAUCAACAAGAUAAAGUGGUGCAGGCGACAAAACGCUUCACACUAUCUGUUGUCUACCAAUGACAAGACAAUCAAGCUAUGGAAGGUGUUCGAGAAGUCGCUCAAGGUUGUGGCGGAGAACAAUCUCUCUCACGAUGUAACUCCUGGGAGCAUUGCAGGUGGUGGCGGUGCUCCCAAGCCUUUACCGUCUCAUCAGUUUAAGAACGCCGCCGACCUAAAGCUGCCUCGGCUCACACAUCAUGACACAGUGGUUGCCGCCGUGCCACGCCGGACAUACGCCAACGCUCAUGCCUAUCAUAUCAACAGCAUCUCGGUGAACAGUGACGGGGAGACCUUCAUCAGCAGCGAUGACUUGCGAAUCAACCUCUGGAACCUCAAUAUUCAGGACCAAAGCUUCAACAUCGUUGACAUCAAGCCUGCCAAUAUGGAGGAACUUACUGAAGUGAUCACAGCAGCCGAAUUCCACCCCAUGAGCUGCAACUGGUUCAUGUAUGCCAGCUCUAAGGGCACCAUCAAGCUUGCUGACAUGCGAGAGAGUGCUCUAUGCGACCAGCAUGCGAAACUAUUCGAGCAAGAAGAAGACCCCUCGUCGCGAUCCUUCUUUUCCGAAAUCAUCUCCUCUAUCUCAGACGUCCGGUUCUCACAUGACGGCCGAUACAUCUUAUCUCGCGAUUACCUCACCGUAAAGAUUUGGGAUAUCAACAUGGAGCGACAGCCUGUAAAGACGAUACCGAUCCACGAGCAUCUCCGACCACGAUUGUGUGACACAUACGAGAACGAUAGUAUAUUCGACAAGUUUGAAGUUGUUUUCUCUGGUGAUGCGAAGAAUGUUAUGACGGGCAGUUAUAACAACAAUUUCAUGAUCUAUCCUUCAGACCCUGACAAGGAGGUCGAGGUGGUCCUUCAGGCGGACAAGUCGGCUUUCAAGGCGAAGAAGGUUGGUGUGCCCACACCAAUCAACGCUUCGACAAGCCCAACAGCCACCAAUGGCAAAAAGGGUGGUUCUAGGGCUGGCAGUCCAGGCGGUCAGGGCCAGCGAAUGCGUAAGGAGACAGACGCGGACCAGAUCGAUUUCAACAAGAAGAUCCUGCACAUGAGUUGGCAUCCCUUCGAGGACAGCAUUGCAAUUGCAGCUACGAACAAUCUCUUUGUCUUCUCGGCACUCUAGACCAUGGUAAUGGCGUUCAUCUCGUAGGGCAGUUAAGCGAUCCAGUCCCUGGCUGGAAGUCGAAGUCGCAACAGCAAGAGCAUAAGUACUUCAGCCUCCGUCAUGGUGGGAUCUGCCCAGUUCUUCUUGGGCACGGCAUGAUAUCUCGAUGGCGUAGGAAACGAUAAUACGGAACAGCACGACCUACUAUACUUAGAAGCGAUAGCACUUAUCAUCGAUAGUGCUUGGAAUGAAUGCUACGCGGAGAGAAGGAAGAACAGCUGGAAGAGGCCCUUUGGAUGUGGCCGUUGAAGAGACUGACGAUAGAAAGCUACUGGCUAUCUGUCUAUGAAGCAAGCGAAUGAACCAGCGGGACGAGCCACAUGGGAGGGAGGUGAAUGGAUGCAUCGGCUGGCGUUUGGUCGCCACGUGUAGCAGAAACCACAAAGAGACUAUUGAGAAUCAAAGAAAUGCCACUCAUGCCUGAGAAGAAGCCAAGUUGAAACUAUGGCCGGCUAUUCGCCCGCCAUUCGGGUCAGUGGAGUCUCAAGGGAGACUGAUGAUGGAUAAUGAAUGGUAAGGUUAGAUGCAGGGGCCGCAUUGAACGCCUCUAAG
This is a messenger RNA of Fusarium verticillioides 7600, 2791 nucleotides long. Its product is annotated as protein phosphatase PP2A regulatory subunit B. Gene Ontology annotation, biological process: peptidyl-serine dephosphorylation. The transcript has 6 exons. Gene Ontology annotation, cellular component: protein phosphatase type 2A complex; cytosol. The record is from RefSeq and is a predicted model, not a curated record. Lineage: Eukaryota; Fungi; Ascomycota; Sordariomycetes; Hypocreales; Nectriaceae. Bases 758 to 2197 code for a protein of 479 amino acids. Gene Ontology annotation, molecular function: protein phosphatase regulator activity; protein binding.